ACGGCCCACGCACGGGCAGGGGAGGAGAGACGAGCUCGGAGGCGCCCCGCCCAGUCCGCAAGGUUGCGCGUGCCCGCUGCGACCGCCAAGAUGGUCGUGGGCGCGUUCCCCAUGGCGAAACUGCUCUACUUGGGCGUCCGGCAGGUCAGCAAGCCGUUGGCCAACCGCAUCAAGGAGGCCGCCCGCCGCAGCGAGUUCUUCAAGACCUACAUCUGCCUCCCACCGGCCCAGCUGUACCACUGGGUGGAGAUGCGGACCAAAAUGCGGAUCAUGGGCUUCCGGGGCACGGCCAUCAAGCCGCUGAAUGAGGAGGCAGCAGCUGAGCUGGGCGCAGAGUUGCUGGGUGAGGCCACCAUCUUCAUUGUGGGCGGAGGCUGCCUGGUCCUGGAGUACUGGCGCCACCAGACCUCGCAGCGCAACAAGGAAGAGGAGCAGCGAGCAGCCUGGGAUGCGCUGCGGGACGAGGUGGGCCACCUGGCGCUGGCGGUGGAGGCGCUGCAGGCCCAGACACAGGCGACACCCACGCUGAGCGCCCUGGAGGAGCUGAGAGCCGAGCUACAGGAUGUGCGCACCCAGAUCUGCAAGGCACACUCCCCUCCCAAGCAGAGCCAGGCAGCAUCUUCAUCCAAAAAAUAGCAGACUGUUGAAGGUGGACUUGUCUGUGGCCGCGUGCCGCAGUGUGGCCUUCUCCCCACACCACCCCACCGGGCCUGUGGUGGCCUAGUGGAAGCCACCAGGACCUUGAUGAAUUUGUGGCAUUGGGUCAACCCCACCCCUGACAGAAGCGGGGCAUCUCCCCCAGGAGUGCCCCAGCAAAUGUGGAGUUUAGACAAAGCCCCUUCAACCUCUCACACUUGGGCAGCAUUCAGUAGUGCUCAGCCCCCAACCCUGAACCAUGUUUAACGUUCACGUCUCUAGACUUCAUGUCUCUCCCACUGUUCUGGCAAAGGCAAAAAUGGAACCAGAGCUUGAGCUAGAUGGCCUUUUCAUGUUACCCUGUGCCUUGUGUACCUGGUUAGACCAGGUCAUCAGGCAAACAUCCCUUCCUUUUGUUUGUGGGCACAGACCACGGUGAAACUCACCUUAGGUGAGCAGCAGCCCGGCACCUGUGCUUUCCUGUGGAGAGGGAGAACUGCAGCCCACCCACCCAUCCUACCUCUUCCUCAGCUUGGCUUUUGUUUUUUCCUCUGAGGCCCCAAGGGGAAUGUCCUUACAGAACUCCCCUCACCCCUCAAUCUGUGUCACUGUCCCUGAGUCCCUCCCUCCCACACUGGAGACCGAUCCAAAUUGGUUCUAAUUGGCACCACCUGCCUGUUCUUGGAGUCCAAGGACCUAAUUUUAGAUAGCACGAUAUUUCCUGUCCUUCUGUCCUUCCUCAGUGGCAUUUUUCUGGCCUCUUGGCCCACGGGUUUAGAUGCCCCCCCCAUGCACUCCUGGUCCCCUCCUUUGUUUACACUGGACUAGGCUGCCAGUUGGUCCCACCGCCAUUGCCCCGUCCCCAGGGCCACCAUGAAACAGCACUGGGAGUGAUGGCAGGAGACAUGGGGAGCUGCUCUCCCACAGUCCUGGAAGCCAGGGGUGAGGCGGCACUCCCUUUCCUGUUCUGGGACUCCAGGUCUACUGGAAUCCAUCUUUGUCUUCCUGUGGCCUUCUCUUCUGUCUCUUACAAGGACACCUGUCCCUUAUUGCGGGGCUCAUCCUAAAUCCAGGGUGACCACACUGCAAGAUCCUGAAUCUAAUAUCGCCAAAAAACCCUGUUCUAAAUAGGGAUGCAGUGACAGGUCCCAAUGUGGAGUUGCACUAUUGAGCUCCUUACCUGCUUCAUCUGAACUAAGAGUCUGCUGGCCAUCGGCCACUAAGUAGCCUUCACUUGGCUCUAGGACUAGGAUCAGCACUGUGGCUCGGGACACUAGGGGCCAAGCAGUCACUGCCCCAGGUUCCUGAUGGAAGGAGCUUCAGAGUAAGGAGACAUUUUAAGGAUGUAUGAGCUGCAUAAAUCACACCUCCAAACUGGGCCCAGCAUUCACUAAAAAUACAGCAGGCUGGACGUGUUGGCAUAUACCAGUGAUCCCAGCACACAUGAGGCUAAGGCCUGAGUCAAAACUACAGAGUGAGACCCUGUCUCAAAAAAAAAAAA
Nannospalax galili (Upper Galilee mountains blind mole rat) is the source of this 2137-nucleotide messenger RNA. Its product is annotated as optic atrophy 3 protein homolog. Gene Ontology annotation, cellular component: mitochondrion. Gene Ontology annotation, biological process: regulation of lipid metabolic process. The transcript is spliced from 2 exons. The coding region runs from base 91 to 636 and encodes 181 amino acids. The record is from RefSeq and is a predicted model, not a curated record. NCBI's taxonomy places the organism in Eukaryota, Metazoa, Chordata, Mammalia, Rodentia, Spalacidae.